GUAGAAGGGGUAGAGGGGCAAAAGCUGUUGUAGUAAAUAGAGAGAGUAAGCCGGUAAGGGAGCGGAGAAAAUCAUGGAGCCGAAAUUCUUCUUUCUGAUAUGUCUUAUGCCAGCAGCAGUCACAGCAAAGUUUCAGGUUCAGACUAAAGACAAAGAGCUGGUUGUAUCAGUAGGAUCAGAUGUUGAAUUGCCCUGUACAAUUUCUCCACCAUCACCCAAUGCUGUUGGACUGGAGGUGCGCUGGUUUCACACGCUGUUCCACACAGUUGUGUAUCUACUGAAAGAUGGACGGGAAGACAGACAACAACAAAGAAAUGAGUAUCGUGAAAGAGCAUUUCUAAAAUCUGGGCCCCAGACAGGCAACUUGUCACUUUCGCUUCUUCAAGUGCGUCUUUCUGAUGCUGGCACCUAUCACUGCUUUGUAGAGAAUGGAACAGCUGCAUAUGAUGAUGAAGAUGUUGUUAAACUAGUUGUAAUUGGACCAGGCUCUCCACCACUCGUUAAAGUGUCUCUGCAAGACAGCUCAGUUCAGAUCUCCUGCUCAUCUUCCAACUGGUUUCCUGAGCCUACGGUGAACUGGAAGAGAGAUGAUGAAACUUUGGUUAAUGAAGAAAUGAUGACAUCCAAUCAAGACACCAAUGGUCUCUUUAGUGUAACAAAUAAUAUUCUUCUGAAAGACUCAUCUGAAGAAAAGCUGUUCUGUGCAUUGAAACAUCCUGUGACAGGGAAAGAAUCUGGUGUUUACGUCAUUGUCUCAGAUUCCAUGUUUCCACAACUUUCAAACUGGUUAAUUCUGUUCUUUGUGUUGCUGUUUCUGUCCCUUGGUGCCUUUGCAUUCGUUGGUUGGAAAUUUUACGUAUAUAGCAUUCAAAAAGAAAAGCAACUGAGUUUAAAAGAGAAUAUGUUAAAUCGGCAUAAGCAAGAAAUUGAAUACAGAAAAGCUGUUGUCUACAAAGAAUCCGUUCAUUUUGAUCCUGAUUCAGCCUUUAGUCGCCUGGUUGUCUCUCCAGACAAAUGCGUUAUUUCUCCAGCUGAACAGGAACAAGAUGUAAUUCCCAGUGCAGAAAGGUUUGACACCGAGCCAUGUGUUCUUGCUGAAUCUUCUUUUAAUUCAGGGAAGCACUACUGGGAAACUGAAAUCCAGGAACGAAGUGGGAAGUUCUGGUCAAUUGGCAUUGCAAAACAAACUGUGAGACGUUCAGGGGGUCAGAGAGAGUGCCCAGAAGCUGGCAUUUGGGCCAUUAGAGCGUCAUCAGACUGUUUCCUUGCGCUGUCCACCCCUCCUACUGAAUUUUUUCCAUCCCAGAGACCUGUGGUAGUGGGGAUAUUUUUGGACUAUGAUGAGGGAAUGCUGGCAUUUUAUGAUAAAAAUACAUUUCAGCAACUUUUUCGGUUUCAGGAUGAAACUAUUGCUGAAGAGCCAGUCUUUCCCUUUUAUUAUGUGGGAAAUGGAAUUACUUUUGUGUUAAAACAUUGAAGAUGACAGGCUUAAACCUUAUAUUUAUUUAUUAAUUAAAGGAAAAAUAAAAUCUCUAUAUUUUUGGAAA
Molecule: messenger RNA, 1547 nt
Organism: Xenopus laevis (African clawed frog)
Lineage: Eukaryota; Metazoa; Chordata; Amphibia; Anura; Pipidae
Exons: 8
Coding region: 74-1477 (467 amino acids)
Biological process (GO): regulation of cytokine production; T cell receptor signaling pathway
Cellular component (GO): external side of plasma membrane; membrane
Molecular function (GO): signaling receptor binding
Source: RefSeq, a predicted model, not a curated record